AUGGCAGAUGCGGAGCCCGCCGCGCCGCCGGCCGAGCUAGCAGCGGAAGCCGCAGCCCCACCGAUCGAAGCUGCGCCGGCGCCUACACCAGCACCUCCAACCAGCAAACCGGCGACUUCACCCAGCAAAGCGUCAUCCCGAACAGCCUCGCGGGCAGCGCUCUCAAAAUCUUCAUCAUCCCGUGCAGCCUCGAAAGCUUCAUUGAAAAGUACAACAUCCAUCGCCAAGCUUUCCGGAAGCGCGAAAGCUAAAAGCAGGGGAUCUGUUAAGGGAAGCACGACCAUAGCACCUCCCGCCACCGAAACCCCUACGCCAGCAGCCCCAGGGCAGCAGGAUGAGCUUCAUGCGACGGUGGAGGAGACUGCGGAAGGCGAGAUGCCGGCCGGAAUCAUGCCGCUGUUUCUGACAGGCAACACGCAGGAUCUUUUCAAAGUGAAGCCCGGGGAGGAUGUGACGCCGGCCAGGCCUUUCAAGCUGGUUCCGAAAGCGGACAUCAUGAGCGAUUUGCAAGCACGUGCUGCUAUUUCCGAUUUCUUUCCGGCGAAGCAGGCGAUCCUGGACUUUCCAGGCGAGGCAAUCUUGGUGCAUCAUGAUGCCAACUUUAAAUGGGGACAGAACUACUACAUUUGCAUUACCCCGGCGGCGAUGGAUCUUAUCAUCAACCCACCAGUAGUGGAAUCAGCAGCAGCAGUGGAGGUCGUUUCGAAUGCACCAACGGUGAAAAAGGUCGUGUCCAAGAAGUGGGAGUCAUAUGGAAGCGAGAAGGAGAUUGACGCGGAGAGGGUCGUCAACAACAGAGAUCUGCUGCAAAUCAAAGUAUCACGUCGGCGUCGACUCUUUGGAGCGCCUUGCAAAUUUAGAGAUCGGGAUGCACAGGAUGGAUUCUCGGAAUGUAAACCUUUCAAAGACCCAACGUACGAUAUUUCACGGAUGGAGCUAUCAACGGCUGUGCAGGCAGUCCCGCAAUUGAUUGAAAAUGCGGUCCAGACGCCAUGGUCCCGCCCACAGAACUUUGCAGUGCAGUACCAGCCUGCUGUGAUGUCGCGCGAACAGCAAGAGCAGCUCAUGUCUUCGACCGAUGUCGAGGAGUUCUUGAAUCAUGUCACUCUUAGAUUCGAAAAAGCCCUGCAGCAGAACAGCACCUUGGACAUCUUCGAAGAUGACUACCAGAACCUCGGCGAAGCGGACGUCGCGUUGGAGCAAGGGGCUCAUUCGUCAUUACAAGAAUAUCAAUCGUUUACAGAUUUGCAGCAUAGCAAAGACAAAUGCAUCUCUGGUGUUGAUUGGCAUCCGCAUAUUAAGGGCGUGGUUGCCGUGUCUUGCGCGGAGAGACUUGCGUUCGCUGAGCGUGUUGAGCGGGGCUUGUUCCAGCGGUCAAGAAAAGCUCUCAUUCUGGUGUGGAGCUUCAACGACCCAAUCCAUCCGCAGCUCAUCCUCGAAGCCCCGGACGACAUCCAGUGUUUCCAAUUUAACCCACAUGACAGCAAUCUCAUUGUAGGCGGUUGCAUCAAUGGACAGGUCAUCCUCUGGGAUAUUACCGAGUAUCAAGACAAGCUCAAGAACACUCGCAAGUCGUCCCGCGAAGAUGUGGCUCAGGGGCAAACGUCUACUUCCGGAACAGAUCCGUUGUUCGAUGGAGUCGGUGGGGAGGAUAAGGAUAAGGCGACGGGUCCGCCCGUCGUGCAAUGUGUGGCGGUAUCGAGUAUUGAGUUUAGCCAUCGAGGGAUAGUGACGGACAUUCAGUGGCUACCAAAGAAUGUGGAGCUCGGGCAUACUGGCGAAAUGGUGGAAAAGGGCGAGAAUGGGCAUCGAGAGUUGGUGACGAGCUCCACCGAUGGGCAGGUAGCCUUCUGGGACACACGAUUCAAGAAGGACCUCAAAUCAUUGGAUCUGGUUUGGAGGCCUUUCUUGCGGGUGCCACUGAGUGCCAUGGACAAUACAUUUGACUACAGUCUGACGAAAAUCAGUAUCAAGAAGCCUCCUACGGACAAAAUGUCCUCAAAUACGGACACAGCGAAACCCGACGAUGGCAGCAACAAGGAAAACAAAGACGGCAAGGACGCCAAAGAUGCCAAAGAGACGCUGUUCAGCUCCAAAUUUUUCUCUGCGACCGAGGAAGGGGACUUGAUAUAUGCGGACUGGAAUGCGGAGAAAUCUACGGAGGACAAAGCGUCAAGAGUCGAACAUGCCGCCAACUACCACUUCGCAGCGGUGACCGACUUACAUCGCUCCCCAUUCUUCCCGGAUAUCCUGCUGAGCGUCGGCGGUUGGUCGUUCCACAUAUGGAAGGAAGGCGUCACUACUGGACCUCUCCUCUCCUCUGCACCGUCUCUGUCCUACCUCGUUGGUGGUCGGUGGAGCCCUACGCGCCCAGGCGUGUUCUACAUUUCCAAAACAGACGGCUCGGUGGAGGUUUGGGAUCUGCUGGACAGGUCUCAUUCGCCGUCGUUUGUGCAGAAUGUAACAGGAUCCGCCAUCUCGUAUAUGUCCAUCCGACAAUAUCCGAGCAAAUCACUGACAUCCAAUCAGUUCGUCGCGGCGGGAGAUGAUGAAGGCACAUUGCACAUUCUUGAAGUUCCACGCAACCUCAUCAAGCCGACUAAGAAUGAGACUACUUUUGUGCGAAGUUUCCUGGAUCGCGAAGUCCGGCGGCUCGGGUACAUCCGCGGCCGAAAAGAGUUCCGAGCGCGUGAACGUGCUGCCUACGAGCAAUCUGCUUUGGAAGCUCCAGGGCAAAAGGGGACAAAAACGGACGGCGACGUCCCAUCCUCCGCACCCGCCCCAUCGUCCACCGCCCCCGCCCCUCCAGCCUCGGCAGGACGACCGGCGUCGGGUGCAUCAAGAGCGUUAACGGCAGCGAGCGGUGGGGAGGAAAAUGAUGAGAAGCGCGAGCAGGAGUAUCUGAAAAUGGAAAGAGCGUUUUUGGAAUUGGAGGGGCUCCUGCCUCCAGCGGAAGAUGUCUGA
Messenger RNA from Fimicolochytrium jonesii, 2964 nucleotides. Its product is annotated as WD40-repeat-containing domain protein. Gene Ontology annotation, cellular component: inner dynein arm. NCBI's taxonomy places the organism in Eukaryota, Fungi, Chytridiomycota, Chytridiomycetes, Spizellomycetales, Powellomycetaceae. Gene Ontology annotation, biological process: cilium movement involved in cell motility; inner dynein arm assembly. The coding region runs from base 1 to 2964 and encodes 987 amino acids. The transcript is spliced from 17 exons. The record is from RefSeq and is a predicted model, not a curated record. Gene Ontology annotation, molecular function: dynein light chain binding; dynein heavy chain binding.